AUGACGACUGAGAGAUGUGAUUCAACGCUUGAUUGUAAUUCCACAACAUUUGAUUAUGAUAAUUAUAUCUUAUCAAUGGUUGGUGAUGGACAAUCAACAGAAAAUUCCUCGGCAACUGAAGAUAAUGUCAAAACAGAUUAUCGUUUAUCAUUACCGUCAUCUUCACAUGUUCAUACAUACCGUUUGAACAUCAAUUCGACAAUAAGUGAAAGAAAAAAGAAAUUCUUAUCACGUAUUAUAACUAUUGUUGCAAUAUUUCUUCUUGUUGUUUGUAUUUUACUUGUUACAUUGACACUUCGUCUUGCACAUAAAAUCGACGAGCUUGUCCGUCUUAAACAACUUAUGCCAAAACCGAAUACAUUUCUAAUCAUAUCAACAACAACUUCACCAUCAACAGUAACAACGACAACAACACCCUCAACUUCAUAUACUCUUGUUCAUAGACGACGAACAUCAUCAUCCUUUUUUACUUCAAUUAUUUAA
Adineta ricciae is the source of this 483-nucleotide messenger RNA. NCBI's taxonomy places the organism in Eukaryota, Metazoa, Rotifera, Eurotatoria, Adinetida, Adinetidae. The record is from the annotation of a GenBank genome assembly.